AUCAUCCAUCAACAGAGAGGCGACAGGCAUUGUCAUUGCUGCCCGUCAACAACAGCAAAGACACUCGAAGGAUGAGGUUCACCUCACUCUUCGCCAUCGCGGCCACGCUGUCGACGACGGUCCUCAGCGUCCACGCCGAUCAAAAUCAACAUCAAAAACAACAACCCGUGUCGGUCUACCUUCACCCUUCGCCCCAGGGUCAGCACGAGCACCAACAUGGUCAUCAGGUACCCACUUUGACGGGGGAACAGGCCCAUAUGGUCUUGUCACACCACUUUGGGCUCGCCGGUCAAGGUCAUUCCGCUGCCGCCAACAACAACGAGGGCGAGAAGAAGAAGGGUCUGUGGUCUCACUUGUUGAAGCCGCACGGUCGACCUACCUUGCAAUCCCCCGAACGGGCCAAGAUCCGCUGGCUCGGAGGACAAGAGGGGGCUGAAGAGUCUGCUCGACGUUACCGAUUCUCGUCUCGCUCAGACCCUGCACGCCCAGCUCUCUGCCCUAUCCCAGCUCGUCCAUCCUUCCACCUCUGCCAAGAGUGAUUCCGAUCAAGUAUGGGAGAGCACCGUCGUGCACGUUCCCGGUCGACGAGGUGCCGAGGGAGAGGAAGAGGAGUUGAGGCAGACUGGGUUGAGUUUCGUCAGGGCGAGCGUUCAGGCGCUUCUUGCCACCCCCAACUCUACCCCAUUCGUCCUGAUCAUCCUGCCUACCCAAACGACCACCUCCCUUGCGGCCUUCAAAUCUCACGCCAAACGGAUCUACAGCGAAGCCAUCCAGACGGUCGGG
This is a messenger RNA of Filobasidium floriforme, 783 nucleotides long. RefSeq lists its product as uncharacterized. The record is from RefSeq and is a predicted model, not a curated record. NCBI's taxonomy places the organism in Eukaryota, Fungi, Basidiomycota, Tremellomycetes, Filobasidiales, Filobasidiaceae. The transcript has 4 exons. Bases 72 to 539 code for a protein of 155 amino acids.